AUGGCAGGCGACCGACGAGAAACCUCAGCUCUGAGCGAGGAGCAGCGCGUGCACAUCUUCGUUGCAACUUUGUAUUCCCGUGGGCAGGCAAGGCAGUUGCAGCACACGGUUGACAUGCUGGAUGGGGUUCUCUACGUGGACCGCGGGGUGCUUAGUUGCAGCGGGGCUUGUGUGGCCGGAAGGACUUCGGCAGAUCCCUCACACGCCUUCCCGGUCACGUCCGCGGCCGGCUUUGAAUCCUUGGGCAGUUCUCCAACAAAAUCCCGCCACUUUUCAGGUAUGGAGACAAAGUCUUUCCGUCGAGACAAAGUUGAGGAGGACCUUCCUGAAGGCGUCCCGUAUGGAGUGCGAGCAGCGAGGGCAGCAAAGGCCCCGCGAUCGAAGCCGGCGACCAGCAAGCGGUCUGCCCGCACCCGCAGAUAG
Messenger RNA from Symbiodinium natans, 423 nucleotides. NCBI's taxonomy places the organism in Eukaryota, Dinophyceae, Suessiales, Symbiodiniaceae. The record is from the annotation of a GenBank genome assembly.